AUGGCAAAGAAUAGUCCACGAGAAUUACCUUUUAAUAUUACUUUUGUUCCUCGUAUAGGAUUUCAAUGGAAUAGAGGACAUUUAAUUUUAGCUAAUAAAAAUCGUUUUGCUAUUUAUGAUCCUUAUUGGAAUUUAGCUCCUUUUGUUUCAAAAGAAGCUGUUAAUUAUUUCCCAAAUUUGGCAUUAGAAAAACUUGUUGGUGUUUUGAAAUAUAAUAAAGAUUCCAUGCUUUGGAUGACUAAAGAAGGGAAAAUUCUGGUAUAUUUUUUAAGAAAUAUUUUAAAAAAGAAAGUAAACUUUUAA
Molecule: messenger RNA, 303 nt
Organism: Meloidogyne enterolobii
Lineage: Eukaryota; Metazoa; Nematoda; Chromadorea; Rhabditida; Meloidogynidae
Source: the annotation of a GenBank genome assembly